AUGCGAGUCUUUAAGUGGACAAUCGACUUUCAUGUGGAUAGGGAGGCUUCGUUAGCACCUGUGUGGUUUGCCCUACCAAAACUACCCAUACAUCUGUUUCAGAAGCAGUUUCUGUUUCCCAUUGUGGAGUGUUUGGGAAGGCCGCUGUGUGUUGACGCUGCAACAGCGCGCGGGUCACGGCCAAGCGUUGCUAGAGUAUGCAUUGAAGUGGAUUUGCAACGUGUUCUGCCGAGCAGGAUUUGGAUUUCGUUUGGGGAAAGGAUGGGGUUCUGGCAGCAUCUGAUGCCGGAGGGGCUCCCCAAGUAUUGUAGCCAUUGUUUCCAUCAGGGGCAUGCGAUCGAAGAGUGUAAAAUAAAGAAUCCGACAUUGCGAACGGAUGCUAUCCAUGGAGGCAGGAGAAAGCGAAACCAGGUUUAUCAGUCGCGGGGCCCUCUGGAGGUGGGGACUGCUGAUGGUGCUCCUAUGGAGCGGUCCACAGAGGUUGCGACUAUGAGGGGGGUCAGCGAUAUUGCUGGGGAGGCUCCAGGAGAGGGUGCUGGGGUCACAGCGCUGGCAGGGAACAACACAGAUGCUUUAGAAGAGCUGCACCAGCAGCUGGGACCUGUUGGGGGGCAUCAGGGAGAUUCCUCAAAGUGGGUCGAAGGAGGGGCAGGGGAUAACCCCAAUAAGGGCCCAGGAGGGGGGGAAAGGGUUGCCAGAGGGUUGCGAUGUUAA
This is a messenger RNA of Coffea arabica (coffee), 714 nucleotides long. RefSeq lists its product as uncharacterized. Lineage: Eukaryota; Viridiplantae; Streptophyta; Magnoliopsida; Gentianales; Rubiaceae. The record is from RefSeq and is a predicted model, not a curated record.